Lobosporangium transversale is the source of this 998-nucleotide messenger RNA. RefSeq names its product putative microtubule binding protein. Gene Ontology annotation, biological process: spindle assembly; regulation of microtubule polymerization or depolymerization; protein localization to microtubule plus-end. Gene Ontology annotation, molecular function: microtubule plus-end binding. Lineage: Eukaryota; Fungi; Mortierellomycota; Mortierellomycetes; Mortierellales; Mortierellaceae. The coding region runs from base 150 to 926 and encodes 258 amino acids. Gene Ontology annotation, cellular component: microtubule plus-end; cytoplasmic microtubule; spindle midzone. The transcript has 6 exons. The record is from RefSeq and is a predicted model, not a curated record.
UGCAUAUUAAAAAUACACACAACAGACGCUUUUUAUUUUAUUUAUUUUUCCUCCCUUUUCUUCCUACCAUCCAUUUCUUUUCUUAACUUCAUCCUUCUCAUUUAUUCGAUCAUCGCUCAUCGUCAUAAUAUAUACAAUCAUUUGGAACAAUGUCAGAAAGCAGACAGGAGCUUGUUGCCUGGGUCAAUGAGACAUUGGGUCUCAACUACACCAAGGUCGAGCAGAUGGGUUCAGGCGCUGCCUAUGCUCAGCUCAUGGACUCUAUCUAUGGUGACAUCCCAAUGUCACGCCUCAAGUUUGCAACCAAGCAUGAAUACGAGUAUCUGGCCAACUACAAAGUGUUGCAGAAUAGCUUCAAGCAACAUAAGAUUGACAAGGCAAUCCCAAUCGAGCGUCUAAUGAAGUGUAAGAUGCAAGACAAUCUAGAGUUUUUGCAGUGGCUCAAAAGAUUCUGGGAUAGUAAUUACCCAGGUGGACAAUAUGAUGCUGUUGGUCGUCGUGGUGGAGCCGCGAAUGAACCUCAUGCGGCUGCCAAUAGAUCGACAACUGCUCCUGCCAGAAGACCUGUCAGCAAUGGAGUGGCCAACCGUUCAGUAUCAGGACGUAGUUCAGCAGCUAAUACAUCGGUGCAAAAAUCUAGCUCUGACCAUGCCUUACAAACAAUGAUAGCGAACUUGCAAAAGGAACUUCAAGAAGAACGCAACACGGUGGCGGCAUUGGAGAAGGAACGAGAUUUUUACUUUGGCAAGCUUAGAGAUAUCGAAGUCUUAGUCCAGCAAGAGAUGGAGAGAUCACCUGAGAUUGGAGAAAAUGAGCUUAUUAAGGAAAUCCAGGGGGUUCUCUAUAGCACAGAGGAUGGCUUCGAAGUCCCAGUGGAGGGGGAACAUAUCGACCCAGAAGACGGACUCCCAGACGAAACAUUCUAAGCAGAAACGCCACCUGGAUAUUGAUAUAAACUUACAGAAGAUAGGCAUGAUUGCAUCUGAAGUAAAAAAAAA